ACUGAGCUUUGUGGCCUUCCUUAAGUGUCUUUGGUGUGCGAGUGUUGUGUUUUCUUUCAAGUAGUCUGGCUUCCGCUGCCGUUUUGUCUUAUCGGUCAACAAGGUCUAGCUAUUCAGUUCCAACCUUAGCGCUUGCAUUGCAGCGGAAUUGUCCGAAUCAUAUUGUCAUUAAUCCCGUCGUCCGGUCUUUUUCGUCUGGUGGAAAGAGGGUGGCUCAAGGGGCUCUUGACACCAUCGGCGGCCGUUUCUAUCCCAUUUGGGUGUUGUCCAAAGUGCCUAAAGCUUGAAGUGGAAUACUUAGGGUCUGGGGUUCCCACAAGAUUUCUGAAUUGGCUUCCGCCGUCACCCCUGCAAUAGUUGACUUGGACGUCCCCCGACAAUUUGAAACGCGUCAACGAUGCCCCCAAUGACUUCUGCUGUGUCCAGAGGCUGUAUAUUACCAACCAUGCUCCGCAUUCCUGCAUCUAAUGUCUCAGCUCGUGCAGGGAAUGUUCAUGCAACGCGACUACGUGCGACCAGCACGGCUCCGGCCCCCCGAUAUUCUCCCUCACCUACUCCUGUAUCUCCCGACACAAUGCCCCGUGUAGAUCCAGCUAGGAUGAUUGCUUCCGAACUGACAUACAUCCGGGAAACUCUUGUGAAUUUGUUGGGGUCGUCACAUCCAGCAUUGACCGAAAUUGCGGACUAUUACUUCCACCUGUCCGGGAAGCAGCUACGCCCGCAAUUAGUUCUACUGUUUUCCUGUGCAACGAAUGGCCUAGCAUCUGGAUUUAAUGAGCGAGCCCUCUCCCCUCUGAAUAUCCAAACUGGCCCAAAACGAUUUGGAUUGGACAUGGCAUUAAGCAGUCCGUUCGUUCUCAACGACUGGAACCCAAGAAUGCCAGAUUUUACAUCAUCUUUCGUGGGACCGUUUGAUGUCCACGACCGCACAUCUCGAUCCCAUAAUCCUCCAACCCAAACAAGUCUUUCCACAUUGUCUCGACCUUCCCCGGACACUAUCUUGCAUGCACCUCCAUCUGCCACAAUUCUCCCUACUCAACUUCGCCUUGCUCAAAUAACAGAGAUGAUCCACGUUGCUUCAUUAUUACACGAUGACGUACUUGAUCACGCCUCAACACGGCGAUCGGCCCCAAGUGCUCCUUCUGCCUUCGGAAAUAAAUUAUCCGUCCUUGGUGGCGAUUUUCUUUUCGGGCGUGCUAGCACUGCACUGGCACGGCUGGGAGACAAUGAAGUUGUCGAGCUUGUCGCUUCUGUCAUGUCAAAUCUCGUUGAGGGAGAAGUGAUGCAAAUGAUAGACAACCAGAAGAAUUCCAAUGGAAAAUCACUGAAGGACGAUUCAUCCCAAUCCAUUCCUGCGGCACCGACCCAGGAUACAUGGACCCAAUACAUUUGCAAAUCGUACUUCAAGACUGCCAGCCUGAUGGCGAAGUCGGUUCGUGCAAGUGUCGUCCUCGGAGGUGCCCAAUUAGGAGACGAACAAGAUGAGGCUCUGAAGGAUGUGGCUUAUGCCUACGGGAGAAACUUAGGGAUCGCAUUCCAGCUUAUCGAUGACGCAUUAGACUUUUCUUCAUCAACUGAGAUAGGAAAACCUGGGAACGGAGCAGAUCUAAAGCUUGGGCUGGCCACUGCACCUGUGCUGUUCGCAUGGGAGGAGCACCCCCAGAUGGGAGCAUUAGUUGUUCGACGGUUCGAACAGGAAGGAGAUGUCGAACUGGCUCGAGAGUUGGUUCACAGGUCAAAUGCACUGGCACGCACACAUCAAUUGGCGAAGGAUUAUGCUUCCAAGGCUUUGGAAGCUCUAAAUUUGCUACCGUGGACGGAGGCUCGAGAUGCCCUAGUAUCAUUAGCCGGGAAGGCGGUGGAUCGAGCAAAGUGAUCAUGAUGUCAAUGUAAUAUUUGCCCUCACUCAUGUACAGAAGACUACGGCGCGCACAUACAUGUCUAGAUAUAAUACACACAUUCCUGAAUAUCAUGAUUUUGGAGGCGUCCC
Molecule: messenger RNA, 1990 nt
Organism: Cantharellus anzutake
Lineage: Eukaryota; Fungi; Basidiomycota; Agaricomycetes; Cantharellales; Hydnaceae
Product: hexaprenyl pyrophosphate synthase
Exons: 3
Coding region: 398-1876 (492 amino acids)
Biological process (GO): isoprenoid biosynthetic process; ubiquinone biosynthetic process
Cellular component (GO): transferase complex
Molecular function (GO): prenyltransferase activity
Source: RefSeq, a predicted model, not a curated record